GGAGAAACGAAGAAUCCACUAACUUUGAUACCAACAAUGUCGUCAGAUAAACAUCCAACAUAUAGGCCUACAAAUGAGGACAGUUGCCAUGAGGAAAUGUAGGGAGAUAGCCUCCAGCUUUGUGUUUGUUGCCUAAUAAAAUCCCAGGCUAGCCCAAAACAUGAUGGAGAGAUGUGUUUGACUGAUUGGAUGCCCUUCUGAUUGACAGUAUGAGCACAGCUGUGGCUUAUCAUGAACUAGGAGAGGCUCUUGAGGGCCCUGAGACACUCACAGGCGGGUCCCUUAGCCUCUCUGAUCAUGAAAUCAGAGACUACUCAGAAAUUGAUCCUUUGCUACGAAGUAGCCGUUCACACAGGCUGCAGUUGGAUAAUGAUAAUGAUGACCACAGCUCACUUUCUGGGCAUAUGCCCAGUGAGUCUGUUCGUGCCAUGCUGCUUCAGAUCCUGGUGCCCUUCCUGCUUGCAGGGAUUGGCACUGUGUCGGCUGGAAUGCUGCUGGAUGUGGUUCAGUACUGGGAUGUAUUUGUGAACAUCACAGAGAUCUUCAUUCUGGUACCCUCUCUUCUUGGUCUAAAAGGAAACCUGGAGAUGACUUUGGCCUCAAGGCUGUCCACGGCUGUUAAUGUUGGAAAGAUUACAAAUCCAAGAGAAAUGCGUAAUUUGGUCAUUGGGAACCUGGCACUCAAGCAAGUGCAAGCCACUGUGCUGGGCUUCCUGGCUGCUAUAGCUGCCUGUGUCCUGGGCUGGGCUCUGACAGAGGACCUGACCGUUAGCCAUGCAUCAGUGUUGUGCUGUUCCAGUGUGGUGACCGCCUUCACUGCCUCCCUCUUACAGGGCAUCCUCAUGGUGGGAGUCAUUGUUGGGUCCAAGAAGAUGGGUAUCAACCCUGAUAAUGUAGCCACGCCAAUAGCAGCAAGCUUUGGAGACCUGAUCACACUAACAAUUUUAGCAUUUGUUGGUCAAGGGCUGUAUGACUGCACUGGUUCGUACCCCUAUGUUUCCUAUGUACUUUGUGUACUCUUGCUCUGCCUGAUCCCAGUAUGGGUUGUAGUAUCUUUUCUACACCCUGAGAGUCGAAAACUGCUGUAUACUGGCUGGGAACCAAUCAUCACUGCUUUGUUUAUCAGCAGCAUGGGUGGACUUAUUCUGGAUAGAACCGUGUCAGACCCAAACCUUGAGGGAAUGGUGGUAUACACCCCUGUCAUCAAUGGUAUUGGUGGUAAUCUUGUCGCAAUUCAGUCCAGUCGCAUUGCCACAUAUCUACACUUCCACUCUGUCCUUGGAGUCCUGCCCACAGAUGCUAGAGGCAACCAUUGCCCUUGCCAUACCUUCUGUGGCAAAGGCCCAAACCAGCGGUCUGCUCAAGUUCUACUGCUGUUGGUGAUCCCAGGUCACCUGAUCUUCAUUUAUGUCAUUCACCUCAUACAAAGUGGCCAAACACCUCUGACGCCCAUCUUCAUUACACUCUUCUUGACUGCUGCUCUUAUGCAGGUGUUCCUACUGCUGUGUAUAGCUAACUGGAUGGUGCACUGUCUGUGGCGAAUUAGAAGAGACCCAGAUACUUGUUCCAUUCCCUAUCUAACAGCUUUGGGAGACCUCUUAGGGACUGCUUUCUUAGCUUUAACUUUCCACCUCCUGUACAUCAUUGUGGACAAGGAAAGUGACACAGGAAACUGAGCUGACUGCUUGUGAAGAUUUACAGCUGCACACAGCAUCAUCUGUACUCCAUCUAGACAUUAUUCUAUUUGUACCUAAUGUCUUUCUAUUCAGGUAGCAUACUCCUGGUUUCAAAUAUGACUAUGGACUUCAACAUAACACAAACAUCAGCGGUUUUGGGGGAAAAAAAAUAUUGUUUUGUGUUAUCAACCUUGUCAUGUGUGUCCUGUGGAGGAAAUAUUUAAUUGUUGUGUGUUUUUAUGUAUGAGUGGCUGAUCCUAGCUCACCAUGUCUCUGUAUUUACCUGUGCCUCCACAUCCCAAUGCUUGUCACUCAGUUUUUUUUUUUUUAUUCCAUGCUGUAUUAUUCCGAUGUAGCAAAUCAACGUAAUAUCUUGUAUAAGCACAUCUUCUAUCCAAAUGAUAUAUUUGUAGUUCCUUUAUUUGAACAAAAUGCCAUUUGUAACCAUUUGUUUGAACAAAAUGCCAUUUGUUAGGUUGGGCCUGCCUGGGGCUCAGUCCUGGCACCCUACAGGUUAUCAGGCCCUGCAGGGGACAGUCAUUCUUGCACAUCCUCUGUAACACACUUUUCUCGUCCUAAUUAUGCUAAUAUAAUAUUAUUAUAAUAAGAACGAGAUAUAAUAGUUAUAGUUAUAAUAAUACUGUAUUCCUUAUUGAACAAUAUGAACAAUAGUAAUAGUGUAGGAUAUCCCUAAAUACUCCACCGUGUUCUUUCUCAUAAGGGUUAAUGGGUUAGUAUCCUUCCAUAAAAUGAAAAUUAAUUGAUGAAAUUUGAUGUUUGGAAUUUCACCUCACAAAACAUGAUGGUGUGAUUUAUCAUUACUUUGAAGUAAUAUAUUACAUUGAUGGUAUUGAUGAUGUGAUAUUGAGCAUUAAUGGGAUGUUUGAUUUUUUAUUUGAUUUUUAAUCAGAUUAUUUUAUUUAAAUCCACCAUUAUUUUAUUUAAUAAUCCACCUGUAGUAAGUAGCCACGUUUACAUGGACAGUUUUUUUGUCAUUCUGAUUAAACUAUUCCGAUUGAAAAAAUCGUGCCGUCUGUUUACAUGGGGUACAAUCUAUUCUGAUCUCUCAGUGCUUUAGAAUAUUUGAUCGGAGGCCAUUGUUGCCUACUUUUCCUUGAGAAGACACAGCAGUCAAUCUGAAUGACUGUAUACAUGGGUGUUAAUUCGGAAUAGGAGCAGACUACACCACCUCUUUCAUUCCGAUUAAAAUUCUGAUGAGAUCAGGAAUUUUCAUUCCUAUUGAGGUGUUUAUAGAAGUGUCCAUGGCUACUGAUUGUAGUGAUUUUCAAUCUGUUGAUACCAAAAACAUAAACAGAUCUUACACUUGGUCAAAAAGUUAUAGUACCUAAUUACAUAAUAUUUGUGUUGCUUUAUUUAUACUUUAUGUGUUAUGGUUUUUAUUAAAGGUUAUUGACUUUUGACCUCAGUAGGCAAAUAAAGCAUCUCUC
Alosa alosa (allis shad) is the source of this 3124-nucleotide messenger RNA. RefSeq names its product solute carrier family 41 member 2a (gene slc41a2a). Lineage: Eukaryota; Metazoa; Chordata; Actinopteri; Clupeiformes; Clupeidae. The coding region runs from base 210 to 1676 and encodes 488 amino acids. The record is from RefSeq and is a predicted model, not a curated record. Gene Ontology annotation, molecular function: monoatomic cation transmembrane transporter activity. The transcript has 11 exons. Gene Ontology annotation, biological process: monoatomic cation transport. Gene Ontology annotation, cellular component: plasma membrane.